UUCCGCCCGGCGCGAUGGAGCCAGGGUCCCGGGCGGCUGCAGCGCUGCUGGCGCUGCUGUGUGCGGGCUGCGCGCUGCGCCCCGCGCGCGCCCAGUACGAGCGCUACAGCUUCCGCAGCUUCCCCCGGGACGAGCUGAUGCCGCUCGAGUCGGCCUACCGGCACGCGCUAGACCAGUACGGCGGCGAGCACUGGGCCGAGAGCGUGGGCUACCUGGAGAUCAGCCUGCGGCUGCACCGCCUGCUGCGCGACAGCGAGGCCUUCUGCCACCGCAACUGCAGCUCGGCUCCCCAGCCCGAGCCGGCCGCGGGCCUCGCCCGCUACCCGGAGCUGCGCCUCUUCGGGGGCCUGCUGCGCCGCGCGCACUGCCUCAAGCGCUGCAAGCAGGGCCUGCCCGCUUUCCGCCAGUCGCAGCCCAGCCGCCAAGUGCUGGCGGAAUUCCAGCGCCGGGAGCCUUACAAGUUCCUGCAGUUCGCCUACUUCAAGGCAAACAAUCUCCCGAAAGCCAUCGCAGCUGCGCAUACCUUUCUUCUGAAGCAUCCUGAUGAUGAGAUGAUGAAGAGGAACAUGGCAUAUUACAAAAGCUUGCCUGGUGCUGAGGAAUACAUUAAGGACUUGGAAACCAAAUCAUAUGAGACCCUGUUCAUCCGAGCAGUUCGAGCAUACAAUGGCGAGAAUUGGAGAACGUCCAUCACAGACAUGGAGCUGGCCCUUCCUGACUUCUUCAAAACCUUUUAUGAAUGUCUUGCAGCCUGUGAGGGUUCCAGGGAGAUCAAGGACUUCAAGGAUUUCUACCUUUCCAUAGCAGAUCAUUAUAUUGAAGUUCUACAAUGCAAAAUACAGUGUGAAGAGAACCUCACACCAGUUAUAGGUGGCUAUCCGGUGGAGAAAUUUGUGGCGACCAUGUAUCACUAUUUGCAGUUUGCUUAUUACAAGUUGAAUGACCUCAAGAACGCUGCCCCCUGUGCUGUCAGCUACCUACUCUUCGACCAGAAUGAUAAGGUCAUGCAGCAGAACCUGGUGUACUACCAGUACCACAGGGACAAAUGGGGCCUUUCUGAUGAGCAUUUCCAGCCCAGACCGGAAGCAGUUCAGUUCUUUAACGUGACUACACUCCAGAAAGAGCUGUAUGACUUCGCUAAGGAAAAUAUAAUGGAUGAUGAUGAGGGAGAAGUUGUGGAAUAUGUGGAUGAUCUCUUGGACUUAGAGGAGACUGCCUAAUCCCCAGGAGCCAAAGACUGCUCUGCAGUGUUCAGGAAAUGUUCUCUAUCCUCCUUUUCCGAAGAGCCCUGGUGCUGAUACCUCAAAGACUGCUCUUUAAAUAGUGUAAGGGAAACCCCCAUCUCUUCCAUUAUGAGUAACCAGGGGCCUGGCCUCCCUGGGUUCAUAUUGGUCUCCCCCUCUUCAUAUCUAUCUUUCCAUCUUCACACUUGUCUCAUGUUCACACCUGUCCUCUGUUUACACCUGUCUCUCAUGUCCGUACAUUCCUUUCUCACUACUGUGGUAGGAAAGACGGUCUUCCAUGGUUUGUUCCCCUCCUCCCCACUGAGAAAAAUCAGUAUUAUUUUUUAAAUAAGGAAAAAAAUACUUUUCAAAGAUGACAAUUGUGAAAUCCUCCUUGGGUCUCUUUGCUUU
Molecule: messenger RNA, 1634 nt
Organism: Dipodomys spectabilis (banner-tailed kangaroo rat)
Lineage: Eukaryota; Metazoa; Chordata; Mammalia; Rodentia; Heteromyidae
Gene: Crtap
Product: cartilage associated protein
Exons: 7
Coding region: 15-1220 (401 amino acids)
Biological process (GO): peptidyl-proline hydroxylation to 3-hydroxy-L-proline; collagen fibril organization
Cellular component (GO): endoplasmic reticulum
Molecular function (GO): collagen binding; protein binding
Source: RefSeq, a predicted model, not a curated record